Molecule: messenger RNA, 366 nt
Organism: Puccinia triticina
Lineage: Eukaryota; Fungi; Basidiomycota; Pucciniomycetes; Pucciniales; Pucciniaceae
Exons: 3
Coding region: 1-366 (121 amino acids)
Molecular function (GO): aldehyde dehydrogenase (NAD+) activity
Source: RefSeq, a predicted model, not a curated record
AUGACCGGCUUGAACAGGAUUUUCACUGAUGUGAAGCCGGAGAUGAAGAUCCACAAGGAGGAAAUUUUUGGACCGGUGGUAAUUGUGAUGAAGUUCAAGGACGAGGAAGAUGUAGUCAGACAGGCAAACGACACCGUCUAUGGGCUUUGUGCAGCCAUCCAUUCCACCAAUAUCACCAAAGCUCUUCGAGUAGGAAAACGGAUCAAGGCCGGCACGGUCUGGAUCAACUGCUACAAUCGAAUGACCAGUCAAGUCCCUUUUGGCGGCUACAAGGAAAGUGGGAUCGGGCGCGAAUGUGGUAGCUACGCGUUGUCAAACUAUACGGCUGUCAAAUCUGUCUUCAUCAACAUGAGUGAAAAGAUGUAA